UUGAUGGAUCGAUCGAAGCAAGUCCAAACAGUUGGAGCACCGGAGUGCACCGGAGUGCGUGCGGUCGGUGAAGACUGAAGAGUGUUUUGUUGGUUAUAGUUUAUUAAUUAUAAACGAGAUUACAAUAAGAAAAUCAUGUCUCACUGAUUAAAUGAUGUCACAUGAAACGUAAGGCCGAUUAAGGUUAGGGUUACCUUUGAUACGUGACAGCCUGGUGAGGUUAUUGAGGUUAUAACUGGUUAUGAUGAUGAUGCCCGGAAAAACUCCAGUGCAAGAGAACCUUCUGGGACUGUCCUGGCAUGACAGCACAUGGAUCCCCGUCCUCAAUCCCAGCAACGUCAUGGACUACUUUACCGAAAGAAGCAACCCGUUCUACGAUCGGCUGUGCAAUAACGAGAUAAUAAAGAUGCAGCGGUUGAGUCCCGAUCAGCUGACUACCAUGACGGGCACGGAAUACAUCCUCUUGCACGUGCAGGAGCCGAUUCUCUACGUGAUUAGGAAGCAGAACAGGAUUUCGCCGACCGCCGCGACGGCGAUCGCUAACUACUACAUUAUCGCUGGCGUUGUGUAUCAGGCUCCCGAUUUGGGAUCUAUCGUGAGCUCCAGAGUGUUGUCGACAAUUCACCACCUGCAGUCCGCCUUCGACGAAGCAAGCGGCUGCUCCCGGUAUCACCCCAGCAAAGGAUACUCCUGGGACUUCAAGAACGGCAAGGCCUUGGCCACGAAGAAGGAGACGCCGGUGCGCGACGAGCCCGGCUCGCUGUUCCAGCGACAACGAGUCGACAUGUUGCUCGCGGAACUCGUCCGCAAAUUUCCCCUGCCGGUGCCGAAGCCGGUGCACCAAGCGGCGGAGCCCCCCAUAGAGAUCAAGCAGGAACCGAAAGACAGGAGCGAGAAGAAGGACAUGAAACCACCGCCGGAGAAGAAACCUAGGGUCAAUUAAUGAAAAACGAGAAGGGACGAGUGUGAGGUGUGUUUGUAUAAAACUUUCCGCGCCGAUUUUGUAAGAUAUAGAUAAGUAGAAUUGUACGACGAUGUGUGCAAAAGUAUAACUUAUUCCCCGUGAGGCAAUAACGCAUAUUUAUGUACUCCUCUUUAAAACGAUUUAAUGCGAUUUUGUACGUGCAAUGUGUUUCUCAUAAUCAAUAAUAGUUAUUUUUAAGAGCAGGCGUUUAAUAUUUAACUCGACGAGCGCUUCGUCGUUCUUAUCUCUUCUUGUAACGACACGGACAAUCGGGAUUGCCGAAAGGGUAUAGCAGGAUAAGCAUGUAUGUGCUGCCCCCGCUAGGAUCUGGAUGAGAUUUUUACAAUAAGUUGUCAUUGAUGUGAGAUUAAAUUUUCCAAAAGAUUAUAUCUGAAAAAAAAUUUUUAUGGGAGUUAUGGGGGUAAGAAGAAAAAUCGAAAACAAUUUUUUUCUCGAGAACGGCUGAACCGAUUGUGAUGAAAAAAAUACAUGUUAUGUGUUAUUUUUUCUCAUGCACAUUCUUUCCAGCUAAAAUACUUGCUUUGGAUUUUCGUUUGCCAUACUUGAUUUGACUUGUCAUAGUAAGAAAUGUCUGCGACAAAUAAAAAUCCUAGAUGUGCUGGAUGUGAUAAGUUUUUAUUUAAAGUACAUGG
Messenger RNA from Ooceraea biroi (clonal raider ant), 1617 nucleotides. It is a transcript of the gene MED6, whose product is annotated as mediator complex subunit 6. Gene Ontology annotation, molecular function: transcription coregulator activity. Gene Ontology annotation, biological process: regulation of transcription by RNA polymerase II. Lineage: Eukaryota; Metazoa; Arthropoda; Insecta; Hymenoptera; Formicidae. The record is from RefSeq and is a predicted model, not a curated record. Gene Ontology annotation, cellular component: mediator complex.